Molecule: messenger RNA, 1359 nt
Organism: Nerophis lumbriciformis (worm pipefish)
Lineage: Eukaryota; Metazoa; Chordata; Actinopteri; Syngnathiformes; Syngnathidae
Source: RefSeq, a predicted model, not a curated record
UUGAAGAUGGAUUUGGGUUUGCUUGAAGCUCUGGAGAGGGAGAGGAUCUUGGAAGUCCUUCGCAGAGACAAACAAUUGCGCACAGUGGAAGAACACAGGAUCAGGAGAAUGAAAUUCCAGCUCCAGGAGCUUCGAAGAAAAGGCGCUAAGAGUUGCGCCAAGGAGUACGGCGAGCGGACAUGCGCUCGCUGCCAAAGGCCGCUGGGAAAGUUCUAUAACACAGGCGCGGUUUGCCGCGGGUGCAGUCACCGAAUCUGUAGCAAGUGCCGUGUACGCGUGGGCGAGGCGGCGUGGAAGUGCACGGUCUGCUACGCCUACAGAGAAGUAAAGAUCCGGUCCGGUGACUGGUUUUUAGAGGAAAAGAUGAAGAAAUUCCCUGCUAAAACAGAUAAAUAUGAGCCAGUUGGGGAGGAACUGUUAAAGACUUACAAUGUACUGAGUUACAUAUCAAUUGUACCACCGACUCCACCGGCCCACACGGAAUUUGACUUUCUGAGCAAAUCAGGGGAUUACAAAAAGUCCAACGAUCUCCUCAAAUCAGUGGAAGAUCUUGUCUUUUCAUUCGCUAGUAAUGUUCGAAAGAUGUCCUCAUCUCAGAAUGACGUGAGAGCAAACCUGCUGAACGUGGACUGCAGUGAGCAUUUGUACUACAGGACCCAGAAGAGCCUCUCUGACACAGACAUUAGCAAAUCUGCUAAGCUCUACCAAGGCAACAGUCUUCCAAACCUGUUCAAGAAAAGUAAAGACAGCGACCACGAUGGCUCCUCUACCGGUGCCGAAGAAGAAACCUCCAACAGUUCGGAAAACUCUGAUAGAAGAAGAGGUAGUUUCAGCAGCAUCAGCACAGAGUGCAGCUUGUUUGAGAGCAUCAGUGCGAGUGGAGACAUGGAGCUGGCUGUGGGUUACAACACCAACACCUCCUGUCUGGAGAUCACAGUGGGAGCGUGUCGAAACCUCCCUUAUGGAGACGCCAGGAAAAUGACGUGCCACCCGUACGUCAAACUAUACAUGAUGCCACCCAAAAGCAACAAAAGGAAGACUUCAGUCAAAAAAAACACCACCAAUCCAGUUUAUAAUGAAGUUUUUGAAUUUCACAUAGAGCGCCACCUUCUGAUUGGAAAGAGAAUGCAGGCCUCUGUGUGGCAUUCAAGAUCUCUGAACAAGAAAGUGUCCUUGGGCGAGGUCCUGAUACCUCUGGAUGGCUUUCAAUACGAUGACAAAGACUUCCAGCGUUUCAACUGGUAUCCACUUUGUCCAAAGGUUAGUAAACGUCCAGAGGGAGGUGCUAUGGAGCUGAAUGGAGGAGAACAGCUGAUCAGAUUUCCGUCUGCUUUCAACAGUCAAAGUGAGCAAAUGUAG